GUGUCACAAUCCAUAGUCCUUCUUGAUGAGAACUGUGCUGAUCAAAUCCUUGCAGUUGCGUGUUGUUGCCGCCGAUAGAUCCAGAAGACCCGCACGAUGGCGAGCCUGUGCAACAUACCUGCCUCGGUGGUCCCAUGCGCCUUCUCACAGCAGCCCUGCAUGCAGAUCCUCUCUUUGCGACAGGAGCCAGUGGAGACCAAGGCAAUGGCCGAAUCUUUCAGCAGCUUCUUGACCUGACUUGUCAGCAUGAGCAAAGCGGCUGCAUGAAGAGUGGACGGACGGAUGGUCAGGCAAAACAGGAGGAGCACGAGAAAGACCAUACUGCGAGCAUGUCAAAACCAGAUUGACCGUGUUGCCGUUGAUCUGAUGCAGGCUACCCAAUGUUAGCUUCCACGUGUCCAUGCUACUCUGCCUAGCCAUCACGUAGUCGUCAUGCAACUUCGACAUAUGCUGGCCACCACAGUAAUCACAGGUGAGACACAGGUAAUGAACACGAAACUGAGUCCCUUCCAGCGGCGAGACUUCCACCAGGUGACGCCAGCGGUACUUAUCCCCCGGGUGCUGAAGCACCAGUCCUCUGAUCUUGUUCGUGAUAUCCCCAGUAGCUGGAUCCUUGAUCCAAUGAAAGUAGAAACUGUCCUGGAAUGGCGUCUGUUUCCAUUUGACAAGCGGAAUCUUCACCAGCAGAUCAAAGAGGACUUCAGGUGAGACAGCUGCCGGAAUAUCCUUGUCGUUCAUAGCCAGCAUCCGUCGGUACUCUGCACUCUCCGGAUGAAACCACUUCAGCCUGAUGAUUUUGCCAUCUAUGUACUGAUGUUCAAGAACCUGCUUCUGAAAGGUAACUUGCAUGUGGCCAAAGCGGUUUUCCGAAAUAUAGGCCGGCUUCAGCUCCAAGUAAGUCGUAGUUGUCAACGCUUCCGGCGACAAUUCCGAUUUCCAUAGCAUCAGCAGGAUUGCAAGGGUCUCCUUCGUCCUUAUCGUUUCCUUCAGGUGAGACACCGGGAUCAGGAGCGUGAUUGAGUGCUUGAUCUUCGCAGCAACCUCCUGAAUCCUAAUCGGAUCCGGCAUUCUUCAGGGUCAUCCCUAAGAUGCCUAUCAUUGACUUCUUUGUCCUCUGCAGCCUCCAACCCGAUCUCCCCCUGCACAGGUACCGAAACCUCCUGGACAAUCGGCGACGGAACACCCUGUUGGCACACAGGUUCCGGGGACACCUGACGCAGAACGACGGACGGCGGAGGUGAUGGCGGGGAUGGCGGCGGAGGAGCAGACAACCCCAUGUGAUGCAAGGGGACGGCCUCCCUGACUAGAGACUGGCCUUGGGGCUGCUUGUUGGGCGACGACGCCGGGUUCAGAGGAGGAGUUGAGUCAGAUUCCGACUCAUCUCCAUGGGUAGGCCUAUGGCCUGCUCAAGUGACCAUGCCGGCUUUCUUCGGUGUCAUCGUGCAAUGAUGAGCUCCCCAAAGCUGUCUUCUAAUGACAGAGCAAUGUGACUUUCUGAGCACCUUUAAACCAUACAGUACUUCAGCGAGGCUCCCAUAGCCUCGUUGAGCAGCCAAGCUGGCACACUUGUAAUCCAUUUCCAACGCUGGUCCUGAUCUCCUUGACAAUGCAUCGAUCGGUUGCAUUCUGCAGCAUCUUUAGUUCUGUAACUUGUCGCCCUUGAUAGUUCCCUGACCUUGAAAGUUGAGCACGUCUUGGGAUUGCCUGAACUGCAUAUUGCUGCCAUUAGGUCCUCUGUAUGAACACUAAUAGGGGACAGCACUAUUGAGCUCGUUACGU
Molecule: messenger RNA, 1779 nt
Organism: Closterium sp. NIES-67
Lineage: Eukaryota; Viridiplantae; Streptophyta; Zygnematophyceae; Desmidiales; Closteriaceae
Source: the annotation of a GenBank genome assembly